This is a messenger RNA of Coregonus clupeaformis (lake whitefish), 2257 nucleotides long. It is a transcript of the gene slc6a11b, whose product is annotated as solute carrier family 6 member 11b. Gene Ontology annotation, biological process: sodium ion transmembrane transport. The coding region runs from base 331 to 2166 and encodes 611 amino acids. The record is from RefSeq and is a predicted model, not a curated record. The transcript is spliced from 15 exons. Lineage: Eukaryota; Metazoa; Chordata; Actinopteri; Salmoniformes; Salmonidae. Gene Ontology annotation, cellular component: membrane.
CUCGUGGCUUCCAUCCAACUGGAGGAGAUCACAUCGCGCGCAUUACCCACCGGCAGCGCAGUUGCAUGUUAUCCUAUCCAGCGCGAGCCUGGUACGAGAUAUCUACCGCUGCCGGCUACCGGGAUCUUCCUUUAUAUAGACGGAGACAAAACAAAACAACCACAUUCAACUAACGGGGAGACAUCCAGAACUUCCUUUUUUUCUCUCCUUCUUCUCGCGCCCUGGGUCAGGCUUAACCAUCCCUUGUCAUCUUAGAAUCUGAAGCCAAUUGAAGUGAUCAUCGCGUGAGCCACAGAGAGCUUUACUAUAUAACCUGGCUGUUGCAACACCAUGACAGGCGAGAAGAAAGUCUCCGUAAUCAAUGGCAAACCAGAGGACGCCCUGGACCCAGAGUCAGCCAACGACAAGAAGCCGGUCAACGAGAGGGGCCACUGGAACAACAAGAUUGAGUUUGUCCUGUCCGUGGCCGGAGAGAUCAUAGGGCUGGGAAACGUGUGGCGCUUCCCCUACCUAUGUUACAAGAAUGGAGGAGGUGCAUUCUUCGUACCCUAUAUUAUCUUCUUCAUAUGCUGUGGCAUCCCAGUGUUCUUCCUGGAGACAGCUCUGGGACAGUUCACCAGCGAAGGAGGCAUCACAUGUUGGAGGAAAUGCUGCCCGCUCUUUGAGGGUAUUGGCUAUGCAACCCAGGUGAUCGUGGCCCAUCUGAAUGUGUACUACGUGGUCAUCCUGUCCUGGGCUAUCUUCUACCUGUUCAACUGCUUCACCACUGAGCUACCCUGGGCUUCGUGCGAUCACUACUGGAACACAGAGAACUGUGUGGAUUUCCAGAGGAACGGCACCAAUUUCACCUUCAACCCCAACGCCACCUCACCUGUCGUAGAGUUCUGGGAACGUCGUGUCCUCAAGAUCUCCAGUGGGAUUGAACACAUCGGGAAGCUCCGCUGGGAACUGGUUCUGUGUCUGGCUCUGGCAUGGGUCAUAUGUUACUUCUGCAUAUGGAAAGGACCCAAAUCCACCGGAAAGGUGGUGUAUGUAACUGCUACCUUCCCCUAUGCCAUGCUGCUGGUCCUGCUGAUCCGAGGGGUGACUCUGCCGGGGGCGUGGGAAGGGAUCAAGUUCUACCUGUACCCCGACAUCUCCCGCCUCUCAGACCCACAGGUGUGGGUGGAUGCUGGGACUCAGAUCUUCUUCUCCUAUGCCAUCUGUCUGGGGUGCCUGACGGCCCUGGGGAGCUACAACAGCUAUGACAACAACUGCUACCGGGACUGCAUCAUGCUGUGCUGUCUGAAUAGUGGAACCAGCUUCGUGGCGGGCUUCGCCAUCUUCUCUGUGCUUGGCUUCAUGGCGUUAGAACAGGGUGUGCCCAUCGAGGCCGUGGCAGAGUCUGGCCCGGGCUUAGCCUUCAUAGCGUACCCUAAAGCUGUGACCAUGAUGCCUCUGUCUCCUCUGUGGGCGUGCCUCUUCUUCAUGAUGCUCAUCUUCCUGGGGCUGGACAGCCAGUUUGUGUGUGUAGAGAGCCUGGUGACGGCGGUAAUAGACAUGUACCCAGAGACCUUCAGGAGAGGCUACCGUCGAGAGAUGCUCAUCCUGGGCUUGUCUAUAUGCUCCUUCUUCCUGGGGCUCAUCAUGUUGACAGAGGGUGGAAUGUACGUGUUCCAGCUGUUUGACUCGUACGCGGCCAGCGGAAUGUGCCUGCUGUUUGUGGCCAUCUUCGAGUCAAUAUGUAUCGGCUGGGUAUACGGUAGUGACAGGUUCUAUAUGAACAUCGAGGAUAUGAUUGGAUACCGGCCUGCCAUCUUCAUCAAAUGGUGCUGGAUGCUGCUAACCCCAGGCAUCUGUGCUGGUAUCUUCCUGUUCUUCCUGAUUAGGUACAAGCCUCUGAAGUACAACAACGUGUAUAUCUACCCAGACUGGGGCUAUGGGAUAGGCUGGAUGAUGGCCCUGUCCUCCAUGGUCUGCAUCCCCCUGGGAGUCAUCAUACAGCUCUGGAAAACACCCGGAACCUUCUCAGAGAGGAUGACUUUCCUGACCACCCCCAGUCCAGAUCUGGUGAUGAGAGGUAAACUGGCUGGUAUGAGCCCCUUCACCAUCAGACCCAAGCCCAGCAAAGAGUCAAAGAAAGCUGCAAAGAUCUCUACCAUCACAGAGAAGGAGACCCACUUCUAACGCUCCUCUAGUCCGACCUCUGUCUGUCUGUCUGGCCCCAACCACAACCACAAUGAAGACAACAACAACAACAACAACAACAACCACAACA